AUGGGCAUUGUCGGCAGAUACUCGAACCGGCGCAUCGGCCGACGCACCAAUGCCGUCACUAUCGCCCUUUUCUUCGUAUUGUUAUGGAUUUACCGUGAACAGCUUCAUCUUGACCGGGUUGGACUUGACUCCAGUCUGGUGCCUUGGAUCCCACGCCCACCGCAGGACGUAUUCGACUUCGAGCCCCUCAAUUCCGAGGUCAUCGAAUCAGUUUGUAACGCUACAGAAUGGGACACGGAUAAAAAUAAGCAAGUGGUUUUCACCUGCGAGAACAAUGUCGGCGGUAUAGGCAACAUUCGCAAUUCGAUCCUCAACUGCGUUAGGUAUACAAUGCUUGCGGGUGCAUCCUUGGUCAUGCCACGCAUCUUCAUACGGAACGAGUCUGAUAUCUCGGUAAUUCGCACUGGAGAGAGGGAGAACUUGGAGUACAUGUUCGACCGGGACCACUUCGUCAAGUCACUGCAGCUUUCUUGUCCGCAACUUCGCCUCUUCAACGACACAGACGAGGUGUAUGAGAGGCUCGGGCCUCCAAGAACCUGGUCUCUCGGCCUCUUUCCGGAAUCGCUUAUCAAGGAAGGCAUCCCAAGCACAGGCAUGGAACAUCCCGAACAGUGGAAGUCCUUGCUGUACGAAUGGCUCAACACCAUCGACGAGAAUAUCCAGACUGCGCCGACCGGUAGACCCACUAAUGGGCCUAUGUUAGUCGACCUAGGCAGGUCGUAUCUUACAUACCCGAUCAACAAAGAUGGCGAAGCCUUUGCGACCACGUUCGGAAACAUCCUCAAAUUUCGAGCCGAUGUGCGACAGCUCGCAACUGCCACAUUCCUCAGUAUCGGCCGUCACUUCUUCGGCGCCCACCUUCGCACCGAGAAGGAUGCACUAGACAGCUGGAAUCCCGUGGAUCCAAUGUGGGAAUGGUCUGAGUAUUCAAAGCAGACGGAGGCAUAUUUCGAUCAAGCUGGCAGAUGGGAUCUCUCGGUGAUGUAUAUCGCAUCCGGGAAUCAGACACAGAUGGCCUUGAUGGCAGAGGACGCGAAACCACGUGGAUUAACGGUCCUAACGAAGCAGGACCUAUUAGUUGGGAAGAACCGGAAGCAACUUGAUACCCUUGCGUGGGACCAUCAGGCGAUGAUAGAUUUUCUGGUCAUGCUUGGCGCCACGCAAUUUGGAGGAGUUGGCCAUUCAAGCUUCGCGUGGAAUGUGGCGCUUAAGAGACACAUUCUCUCUGUGGAAAAAGAGAGGUUUCUUGAGGGCCCGCAGAUGUUGAGCGAUGAGUUGAGUCAGAUAUAUGGAACACCCAAAAAGUACCCUGAGUAUGCCUCAUGUUUGUGGCCAUAA
Molecule: messenger RNA, 1338 nt
Organism: Colletotrichum truncatum
Lineage: Eukaryota; Fungi; Ascomycota; Sordariomycetes; Glomerellales; Glomerellaceae
Source: RefSeq, a predicted model, not a curated record